AUGUUAAGAUUUGAACAGUUACAGCAGUUUGACUUGGCGAAUUCGUGGAAGCUUGGGGGGCUGGUGGUUCUCAUUCAGGCAUUGAGUAUGUUGGGAUUGGGGAAGGGAAAUGCGAGCGUCAGGUUUUGCAGGAGUUUCCGGGAAAUCAGGGGUGGUGGAAGUUGUAUCCGAGUGAAGUGCUGGGGGUGGAAUGGAAGGGAUUUUUGUGGAAAGUUGAAAGAGGGUGUUGAGGCAGACUUGCAUGUUUUCAGCACUAUGGUAGCGGAUGUGGGAACUAGCCAACCAGGAAAACCUGGAGUCAGCCAGGUAACAGAAUUCUUCAGGAUUAAAGGUUUGCUAGGGAACUGCAUCACAAUUUUCUCAUUUAUUAGUUAUCUCCUUCUCAAAGCUUGUUUAGCGGAAGAUAUAACCCCUCAAGCUCAAUACAUAAACCCAUACCCCCAAAAACACCACUGUGCUGAAUGUAGAUUUGGGACACCAAGUUGUGAUACUGAUUCAUAUAUUCAACUAGUACAACCUAGAAUAACCUAUAAUACGCUCUCCUCGCCUCUUCUACGUUUGUCGGCGAAAUUGUCCAAUACCAUCUGGGAAGUCAUCUUCGGCGCAACAAUUUUCAUUAACCUUAUAUGCUCCAUAACUGCCUCCAAUGGUUAUCAGCACGCUUCAUCCCAUCAGAUUUCACUCACUCAUGCAAGAUCCCUCUCGCCAGCAGGAAAUUCUACCCUAGAGUCAUUCAUACCACGGCUAGAAUCUGCACCUUUAGUUUCGGAGCUAAGGGUACAAAUAGCCCACCUUCUGCGAUUUACCCAAUUGCCCAUAAUUCUGCUUAACGCAAUGCACCAGAUCUACAUCAAUAUCUACUACAUGUGUUCGAAUCCUCGGAGCAGCAGCACCUUGACCUCACAUUACAGCCGAAAUAAAUCCACACUCGUUCCCAGUUAUUUCGGGGUGGUUUGGGCAGAUCAUAGAGCGUGUCUAACAUUAGUCUUUUCGUGUAAAGGACGCUUUUUCUUCUCCCAGGUAAAUAAGACGGUUAAGAAUCCUACAGGAUUUAAUCAGCUGAAAAUGAAGGGUGUGAGGGGUGAGCUGAUGCAGGGCUUCCAACAGGGCGUUCUACGGUCCGUACAAAGUGAACCGCAACGGUCACGAGUUCAGUACAAACGUACCCAGUUCAAGCUGAGAGCCCUCUACAAUGCGUCUCCUGUCUCAUCCUGCGAUAGUACGCUUUCCAGUACGGCUCCUCCUCUCAUCCUCCCUGCCGCCUUCAAAUCGCCGAAUAGUGCAGUACUGCGUCUCGUUAGAAGUGGUCAGCUGAUGUGUCUUUUUGGGAGAAAUUUCCGAUACAUGGUCCCCAGCUUACGAUUCAAGGACCUGGCGAGGGUAGAUGGAAUUAUGAGGGAGGGAACACAGUGA
Messenger RNA from Lindgomyces ingoldianus, 1413 nucleotides. RefSeq lists its product as uncharacterized. The record is from RefSeq and is a predicted model, not a curated record. NCBI's taxonomy places the organism in Eukaryota, Fungi, Ascomycota, Dothideomycetes, Pleosporales, Lindgomycetaceae. The transcript has 14 exons. The coding region runs from base 1 to 1413 and encodes 470 amino acids.